AUGCUCAGCCAUCAUGCUCAGCCAUCAUGCUCAGCUAUCAUGCUCAGCUAUCAUGCUCAGCCAUCAUGCUCAGCUAUCAUGCUCGGCUAUCAUGCUCAGCCAUCAUGCUCAGCCAUCAUGCUCAGCUAUCAUGCUAAGCUAUCAUGCUCAGCCAUCAUGCUCAGCCAUCAUGCUCAGCUGUCAUGUUCAGCUAUCAUACUCAGCGAUCAUACUCAACCAUCAUGCUCAGCUAUCAUGCUCAGCUAUCAUGCUCAACCAUUAUGCUCAGCUAUCAUGCUCAGCUAUCAUACUCAACCAUCAUGCUCAGCUAUCAUGCUCAGCUAUCAUGCUCAGCUAUCAUGCUCAACCAUUAUGCUCAGCUAUCAUGCUCAACCCAUCCUCUCCUCCUCUUCUAAAAGCUAUCAAUCUCCACCCCCCCCCCCGGCUCCCCCUCCUAAGGUCUCAGCCAAGAUUGGUUCAAGCCAAUUGGAUGAACAGUCAGAGACUAUACUGAGACUCCUGGAACAGUCAGAGACUAUACUGAGACUCCUGGAACAGUCAGAGACUACACUGAGGCUCCUGGAACAGUCAGAGACUAUACUGAGGCUCCUGGAACAGUCAGAGACUACACUGAGACUCCUGGAACAGUCAGAGACUACACUGAGACUCCUGGAACAGUCAGAGACUACACUGAGGCUCCUGGAACAGUCAGAGACUACACUGAGACUCCUGGAACAGUCAGAGACUACACUGAGACUCCUGGAACAGUCAGGGACUACACUGAGGCUCCUGGAACAGUCAGAGACUAUACUGAGGCUCCUGGAACAGUCAGAGACUACACUGAGGCUCCUGGAACAGUCAGAGACUACACUGAGGCUCCUGGAACAGUCAGAGACUACACUGAGGCUCCUGGAACAGUCAGAGACUAUACUGAGGCUCCUGGAACAGUCAGAGACUAUACUGAGGCUCCUGGAACAGUCAGAGACUAUACUGAGGCUCCUGGAACAGUCAGAGACUAUACUGAGGCUCCUGGAACAGUCAGAGACUACACUGAGACUCCUGGAACAAUCAGAGACUACACUGAGGCUCCUGGAACAGUCGGAGACUACACUGAGGCUCCUGGAACAGUCAGAGACUACACUGAGGCUCCUGGAACAGUCAGAGACUACACUGAGACUCCUGGAACAGUCAGAGACUACACUGAGACUCCUGGAACAGUCAGAGACUACACUGAGACUCCUGGAACAGUCAGAGACUACACUGACACUCCUGGAACAGUCAGAGACUACACUGAGACUCCUGGAACAGUCAGAGACUACACUGAGACUCCUGGAACAGUCAGAGACUACACUGAGACUCCUGGAACAGUCAGAGACUACACUGAGACUCCUGGAACAGUCAGAGACUACACUGAGACUCCUGGAACAGUCAGAGACUACACUGAGACUCCUGGAACAGUCAGAGACUACACUGAGACUCCUGGAACAGUCAGAGACUACACUGAGACUCCUGGAACAGUCAGAGACUACACUGAGACUCCUGGAACAGUCAGAGACUACACUGAGACUCCUGGAACAGUCAGAGACUACACUGAGACUCCUGGAACAGUCAGAGACUACACUGAGACUCCUGGAACAGUCAGAGACUACACUGAGACUCCUGGAACAGUCAGAGACUACACCGAGACUCCUGGAACAGUCAGAGACUACACUGAGACUCCUGGAACAGUCAGAGACUACACUGAGACUCCUGGAACAGUCAGAGACUACACUGAGACUCCUGGAACAAAGCACAAGGUUGCCGAGGAGAUAUCAACGGAACAUGGCCUAA
Molecule: messenger RNA, 1809 nt
Organism: Procambarus clarkii (red swamp crayfish)
Lineage: Eukaryota; Metazoa; Arthropoda; Malacostraca; Decapoda; Cambaridae
Source: RefSeq, a predicted model, not a curated record